GGCAGAGUGUGUGUGUGUGUGUGUGUGUGUGUGUAUAUGUGUGUGUGUUUAUCAGGCCUCUCUCCAAGCAGGAGCCGGUUCAACCGGUUUAGUGGGAUUUCAGCAGAACAGGAAUAACGAGGGAGAACUUGCCCGGGCCUCAGUGUUUGUGUUCCUCAAGGGGACGAAGCGCUCCGACUGGUUUUCUGGGGAGGAGAGAUGAUAGAGGGAGGGUGUGGGGCGUUCUCCCUCACCUCUGCUAUUGCUCGUUUCCUUUCUCUCAGUCCACCUGUGGAGCUGCACGGAGCGUCUGGACCAUUCCUCUGCUGAUCCAGCUACACUAAAGGUCAGAGGUCAGAGGUCACCAAAGUGAUGGAGUGUUUUAACAGCCUCCUUCUGAAGCUGAAGGAGGUCCACGAGAGGGAGGUGGAGGGCUGGCAGAUAAAAAUCCAGGAGAUGUCCAGCAAGAAGGGCUGUGACACUAAGCGGAUGGAGGAACUGUUCACUAAAAACCAGCAGAUGAAAGAACAGCAGAGGUUACUGACUGACAACAUAAAGACUCUGGAGAACAGGUUGAGGGCGGGGCUUUGCGACAGGUGUACAGUGACUCAGGAGGUGGCUAAGAGGAGACAGCUGGAGUUUGAAUCGGCUCAGAUGCAGAGCCUGCAGCACAUCGCUCUGCUGGCUGCAGAGAUGAACAACCUGAAGAAAGACAACAAGUCAUUGAGAGAAGAGAUCCGGAGCUUGAGAGCUGACAGAGGUGACCUCACCUCCUCCAGCUGCACAGAGGUCAAACCCGGCAGCUCCCCUGACCUCUCCCCCUCCUCCGCACACAUCACCCUCGUCUGCAGCAGGAGCAGCAGUCAGCCAGCAGGGGGCGACGUUUCAGUGAAAACAGAGACGGAGCAGCAAGCUGAAGAGACUGAAGUCAGACUUUGGAGAGGAAACAACAGGAACACUUUUGACUCGUACAGACCUCUCACGUCUCUGACCUUGAGGAGCGACCAGCAGAGUGCGUGGCAGGCAGGGGAGAGGAGACCUCAGUGUGUAGAAGCAGCGGAGCAGAGACCCCCCCUCCCUUCUAAGACUCUUCCUCAUAAAAACUCUUCAUCAUCGUCUUCAUCAGGCAGAGAGGUGACCCCCAGCAGACAUGCCGUCCAUCCGUCUGUCCCUUGUCGUCUUCAGCCAAUCAGAAGCAGCCCUGUUUCCCUCCCCUGGCCUCUGUCUGAGUCCUCAGACUGGGUCGGUGGUCCUGGAUCCGGCCUUGUGUUCCCUCCCUUUGUGAAAUCCCCACCUGUCAGAUUCCCAAACCUGAUCCAGAGCAUCCAGCAGGGCAGGAAGCAGGUCUUGCAGAGUCAUUUAAAACUCCCCAAAGAGCCCACAGUGCUCUUCAGAUUGAGGAGUCCUGAGAUUCAUCCUAAAACCCAGGAGAAGAAGGAGCCCCCGUCCCCCCGGGCUGAGGGGGGCUCUGCAGACAGGCUGAGAGAGGUGUUGGAGGGGCCUCUGGACCUGUCAGAGCGAGGGAGGUCCAGAUCCAACGAGAGUAGCAGUGAUAAUUCAGAGAGAGCCCGGUGCAGCCCGGACCUGAAGCCUGAUCCAGCAGCUGCUGCCCCCCCUCCUCCUCCUGUCCAUCACCAGACCAACAACAGGACCAGGCCCCCCCCACAGACCACAUCCAUCUGGAGGCCACAGAGCACAGCGAGGAGGAGAAGAAGGUUCCUGCCCUCACUUUGUCUCUACGUCCAGUAGUGGUGUUGGAGAAUCUGAACUCUGCUCUGCACAAACAGGAAUCCUCUUCACACAGUAAGUCAUCCUCACCUGCAGCAGAGACAGGAAGCAGCUGUGACGGACAGGACGAGGAGGAGAGUAACCAACGCUGCAGGAGGAAGAGGAGGUGUGAGGAGAUGCAGACAGACAGAGACUCAGAGACAGAAGACAACUGAGAGAAAGAUCCAGAUCACAGUGAGGACCGAGGAGAAGAGCGCCAGCUAAGGACAACAAUAACAGAUUUAACUGGGUUUUUUUUGCCCAUUGGGGGGCGCCAGAAUCAAGUUCUUCAUAUAUUACUACCUAAAAAAUAAAAGAAUGAGGAGACAGUGGAGACCCCGUCUGUGACUUUGUGAGCUGCUAUUGGCUCUGCAGCUCUGCAGCUCUGCAGACUUUGGUAUGUCUGCCUUCCUGUUCGUCUGCAGGUCUAUAGGUCUGUCUGCAGGUCUGCAGAUCUGUAGGUCUUUAUGCAAGUCUGUAUGCAGGUCUGGAGGUCUGGAGGUCUGGAGGUCUGAAGGUCUGCAGGUCUGGAGGUCUGCAGGUCUGCAGGUCUGCAGGUCUUUUUGUUUGUUCUCUGCAGCAGAAACUGAAUUGAAUGCAGAGCAGUUGAUUUCCAGGCCACUCAACCAAACUGUGAUUUGACAACAUUCAAACAAUCGUGACAUUAAGCUGGUCAACAUGUUAGCAGACCCCUGCUGACCCCUGCUGACCCCGCCCCCCACCUCCACUAUGACACAACAAUAUAUCAGAGUCUGUCUGACUUUCCUUUCUUUUACGAUUCUGAAAAAUAUUCAUGAAUGUUUCUCGAGCCUCGAGUCAUUAACUUUCAGCUUCUGUAUUUUUGUUUCACUUUCCCGACAUCACCGUCACAGCCCGGUUAUUUUUACUGUAAACACCCGCCGCCCCCCCAGCAGCCACCCCCAGCCACCCCCCCAGCCCUGCUUUAAGUGACCAACAAAGAAGAACAGACAAAAACACUGGUUGCUCUUCCUCUUUUUCAGAAGGCAGAUAUUUUGCAAGUCUGAACUUUCCACUCUCAGCUGUGACUGAGACGGAAGGCCAGAAGUGAGACGGGUGGAUGAGGGUGAGACAGGUGGAUGAGGGUGAGAUAGGUAGAUGAGGGUGAGACAGGUGGAUGAGGGUGAGACAGAUAGAUGCGGGUGAGACAGGUGGACAGAGGUGAGACAGGUAGAUGAGGGUGAGACAGGUAGAUGAGGGUGAGACAGGUGGACAGAGGUGAGACAGAUAGAUGAGGGUGAGACAGGUGGAUAGAGGUGAGACAGGUAGAUGAGGGUGAGACAGGUAGAUGAGGGUGAGACAGGUGGACAGAGGUGAGACAGAUAGAUGAGGGUGAGACAGGUGGAUAGAGGUGAGACAGGUAGAUGAGGGUGAGGCAGGUAGAUGAGGGUGAGACAGGUGGAUAGAGGUGAGACAGGUGGACAGAGGUGAGACAGGUAGAUGAGGGUGAGACAGGUGGGUGAGGGCAAACCUUCAUGUUUCACUUCUUGUUUCACUACAGUUACUUUUACAGUACACACUUCAGUUGGCCAAUGAGGACCCUCCAUUCACCGUUCCCAGCAUAUAGCAGCCAAUGAGAGAUGUUGUUUAAAGAGGUCAUAUUAUGCCCUUUAUGGGGUUCAUAUAUUUCAUCUAUGUACCUACUAAAGUAUGUUCACAAUAGCUAAAGUUCUAAGUGUAAGUGUCUGUUUUCAUGUACUGCCGCUCCAUACACCAGCUCGCUUCUGACUCUCUCUCUAAGGCUCUGAAGUGCCCACGUUUAGAGUCCCCAUGUGUGCCAAGUCUGGUGUGAUUGGUCGGCCUGUCGGCUCUGCCGUAAUUGGUCAGUUGCUCAGCACGGUUCUCGGAAAUGUCCCGCCUCUUUUACCAUAUUGGGAAUGCAGCCACUGGCUCCGUCCAAGGAGAGCAUAAACUAGCACCUUAGAACUACUGUGCUACCGCAGGCUACGGUAUAUCGUGGGCGUGCUACAGAAGUUAACGGGCACGCAACAUGAGCUGCUGGGCUUGCCACAACGAGCCAAUGGGCUUAGAUCAGUGAUGUCCCUGUUCCGAUGUAUCUAUUCCAGGCUAAUUGCACGGGACUGUGAUGGUGACUGAUGUUUCUUGUUGCCAAUGAAAUUAUAAACCCGUUGACAUUCUGCUUUGAUGGAACACUCUGAAGUAAUGAA
This is a messenger RNA of Labrus bergylta (ballan wrasse), 3932 nucleotides long. NCBI's taxonomy places the organism in Eukaryota, Metazoa, Chordata, Actinopteri, Labriformes, Labridae. The record is from RefSeq and is a predicted model, not a curated record.